CUCGCUCGCCAGCCAUUCCUGUAGAGGACUGCGGGUCGUUCGGACGUUUUGCCUGUCGCUGUAGGAGAGGUCCAGUCUCUCCGAGAAGGCGGUUGCGGCGGCAAAAUGAAGAUCUUUGUAGGCAAUGUCGACGGGGCGGAUACGACGCCGGAGGAGCUGGCAGCCCUCUUCGCGCCCUAUGGCACGGUCAUGAGCUGCGCCGUCAUGAAACAGUUUGCCUUCGUGCACAUGCGCGAGAACGCUGGCGCGGUGCGCGCCAUCGAGGCCCUGCAUGGCCACGAGCUGCGUCCAGGUCGCGCGCUCGUGGUGGAGAUGUCGCGCCCGAGGCCCCUGAACACUUGGAAGAUUUUCGUGGGCAAUGUAUCGGCUGCAUGCACAAGCCAGGAAUUGCGCAGCCUGUUCGAGCGCCGUGGACGCGUCAUCGAGUGUGACGUGGUAAAAGGUAAUUGGCGUUCCGAGUAACCAAUCAGGAAGAGGAUCUCCGGGAACGCCAGCCUUUUACUUUAUCGAACGACCAAUCCGGUGGGUAGGUUCACCCCUCUUUCUACCCAGAGUCACUGCUGUGGCCGCCGCCAUUUUAGCGUUUUGUCAGAGCCGUCUACGCUGCGAGGAGGAGGACCUGCAGAUUUCCAUGCGGCUGUGUGGAGAUGGUGAAGCUGUUCAUCGGAAAUCUGCCCCGGGAGGCCACAGAGCAGGAGAUCCGCUCACUCUUCGAGCAGUACGGGAAGGUGCUGGAAUGUGACAUCAUUAAGAACUAUGGCUUUGUGCACAUAGAGGACAAGACGGCCGCUGAGGAUGCCAUACGCAACCUGCACCACUACAAACUGCACGGAGUGAACAUCAAUGUGGAAGCCAGCAAGAAUAAGAGCAAAGCUUCAACCAAAUUACAUGUGGGCAACAUCAGUCCCACUUGUACCAACCAAGAGCUUCGGGCCAAGUUUGAGGAGUACGGCCCAGUCAUCGAAUGUGACAUCGUGAAAGAUUAUGCCUUUGUACACAUGGAGCGGGCAGAAGAUGCGGUGGAGGCCAUCAGGGGCCUUGACAACACAGAGUUUCAAGGCAAACGAAUGCACGUGCAGUUGUCCACCAGCCGGCUUAGGACUGCGCCCGGGAUGGGAGACCAGAGCGGCUGCUAUCGGUGCGGGAAAGAGGGGCACUGGUCCAAAGAGUGUCCGAUAGAUCGUUCGGGCCGCGUGGCAGACUUGACCGAGCAAUAUAAUGAGCAAUAUGGAGCAGUGCGUACGCCUUACACCAUGAGUUAUGGGGAUUCAUUGUAUUACAACAACGCGUACGGAGCGCUCGAUGCCUACUACAAGCGCUGCCGUGCUGCCCGGUCCUAUGAGGCAGUGGCAGCUGCAGCUGCCUCUGCAUAUAAUAACUAUGCAGAGCAGACUUUGUCCCAGCUGCCACAAGUCCAGAACACAGCCAUGGCCAGUCACCUCACCUCCACCUCUCUUGAUCCCUACAAUAGACAUCUGUUGCCGCCUACAGGAGCUGCUGCAGCAGCAGCUGCUGCUGCUGCUGCUUGUACUGCAGCUUCUACUCCAUAUUACGGGCGGGAUCGGAGCCCCCUGCGUCGCGCUACAGGCCCAGUCCCCACUGUUGGAGAGGGCUACGGUUACGGGCAUGACAGUGAGUUGUCCCAAGCUUCAGCAGCUGCUCGGAAUUCCCAGUACGACAUGGCCCGGUAUGAGCGGGAGCAGUAUGCGGAUCGGGCGCGGUACUCAGCCUUUUAAAGUUUGAGGUGGGAUGUGUGUGGGCUGAAAUUCCGAGCUGCGGUUGUGCAUGAGAAUACACCCUUCGUGGUACCCCAUCUCCGGGACGUUCUCGGCUCUGUGCAUUCAGUCCCUCAGGAACCAUGGACCUUAAUUUACCUUGUUAAGUUCUUUCUCUUUCCUAUUCUCUUUCCUGCUCAAUUUCCUGUUCUCCUGUUUAUUCUUCUGUAGCUUCCCAUUCGAGUUCUGUUCUCCCAGCAUGCCUCCUAUGCAGAAACUGGUGGGGGAUGUGCUGUUUCCUCCCUGCCUCCUGACUGCAGUGGGUAUUGGAUUUGGGAGUGACCUUGAUGAGAAUCACUGUUCCCAGUUUUCUUUUUUUGGCCCAAAGACUAGACUUAGAAAUUUGGAGCACUUUCCAGUGAAAUAAAUGGUUUUUCAAAUUAGGGUAUGUGUGCUUUGAGAAAGUUCUUGUUUGGGCUUAUUUCUGGGUUCUUUGUUUAUUUGUACUCUGAACAGAAGGUGGGGGAGUGUUUACAGUUUAAGCUACUUAGCUUUGGUUAACACUAUAGAGGUUUUUAAAUUUUGCUUUUGAAAAUAGUAGAUGACUUUAGGUGCUAAAUAAAAAAGGUUAUACAGAACUCAGAUAGGCAUCUUGUAUCAAUGAAGACAUUUCCUGCUGGUCUACUUUCGUUACAAAGUCAGUUAAGUAGUGGUGUAGAGCUGUAGAUCUUCAUUUGCUGGAGAAAUAAUUAUUGUGUAUACAUGCACCUGCUGUUAACACUCAGUAAACAUAUCUCCCUUGACUAUUUCCAGGAAAGAGGUGAAGGUUUGAGGAAGAAGAGGUAGCUUUCAUCUUUGGGAAAAAUGAAGGUAUGGCUCCUACCAGAGUAUAUUUAGCUACUCCAUAGGCUAGAACUACCUCAUGAUGCAUUUCACUGUUUGUAUAGUUCUGCCAAAAUCAAGAGACUACGUGAGUAGUUCCACUAGCAUCUCAUAGCUUGUACUUAAUGCCUUUAGAUGAGGUAUAAGGGGCCCAGCAGCUCUUUUAUAAGUUCUUGAUAAACUCAGUAAGUUCAUCAGCAGCAGUCAGGACAAGUUUUGAAUGCAGUAAGAAGCAACUGUCUUAGUGUCAUUUUCGUUAAAACAAUUUAUCUUCCGUGUUUUGACAUGGAAGACCAUGUCUCAGAAUCAUUUACUUGGCUACUACUGGAUACCCAUGUUAUGCCAGGCAUGCUUUUAGUAAAGGGGUCACAAAUGAUAAAAGGAAAUAAAGAUGAUAGGGAUAAAAGAGCUGCUUUUGUCUUUGGCAACUUCAAGGUUUUCUACUAACUGCUUCUGUCUAUCUCGUUGGUUCAUUCCAAUUUGUAGAUGGCUGGGAUUGUGACAGCUCUCUGUGGACAAAAGUCAUUUUUUUGUAGUGUGAGACCCUCUGCUAGGUGAUGCAUGUGUUCUUCAAUCUUUCCAGAAAAUGUUUUUCUAACCAAAUUUUUCCUUCCUGGCUGAGUUGGUUUUCUUUGCCACUGUCUCAGAAAGGUCAUACCUAUGUUGGUUCUUUUUUUCUUUAAUGGAUAGAUGUAAUUACUGUUGUGCACUUAACAGUUUUAGCCCAAUUUCUUGAUGUGAUGGUUGGUAAUGGCACAGUCUCAGAAAGAGACUUAAUAUUUGUUGAUUCAACAGGCUUGAGGAUACUUUGACAGAUGGUAACCCAGGUGCUGGGGAUUUUGGAGCUUUUGGGGGGAUAGGGUGAGAAGCAGAAAUAAAAGAUACACCAAACCA
This is a messenger RNA of Rattus rattus (black rat), 3491 nucleotides long. Its product is annotated as RNA-binding protein 14. Bases 648 to 1736 code for a protein of 362 amino acids. Gene Ontology annotation, molecular function: mRNA binding; zinc ion binding. Gene Ontology annotation, biological process: mRNA splicing, via spliceosome. NCBI's taxonomy places the organism in Eukaryota, Metazoa, Chordata, Mammalia, Rodentia, Muridae. Gene Ontology annotation, cellular component: cytosol; nuclear speck. The transcript is spliced from 5 exons. The record is from RefSeq and is a predicted model, not a curated record.